UCAAGAAUCUCUCGACCGCGGGCGCCCAUUGGUUGUACGCGGGGAGGAGGCGUGCGCCGGACGGGUUUCAUUGAGCGGACUUAGCCCGGAUGACAUCAGCUUCCCAGCCCCUCGGGCGAGCCCAGCUCAUUGGCGCGGCGGCCCCUCCAGGACAAGCACAUUGUUCCUCGCCCCCGCCCCGGCCACCGCCAGCGGCGCCGCCGCCGACACCCGGCUAUAAAAACUCUCGGAGCUCGGAAAGGUGCGGAUGCUCCUUACAGACGGACAGCACGGCAGCGCCGAGCGCCGGGAUCUCCACUAAGGCUUUCCGGAGCAAGUUCCUCAAAUUGAACUCGCAGCCUGAGGGCCCAGGGAGCAAAGACCCUGCCACCAAAGCUGCGACUGUUCCCCGGGGCCAUGGACUCGGACGCCAGCCUGGUGUCCAGUCGCCCGUCGUCGCCGGAGCCCGAUGACCUUUUUCUGCCGGCCCGGAGCAAGGGCAGUAGCGGCAGCGGCUUCACCGGGGGCACCGUGUCCUCGUCCACGCCGAGCGACUGCCCGCCGGAGCUGAGCGCCGAGCUUCGCGGAGGAAUGGGCGCGGCGGGCACACACCCUGCGGACAAGCUGAGCGGCGGUAGCUUUAAGUCGUCCUCGUCCAGCACCUCCUCGUCCACGUCGUCGGCGGCCGCGUCGUCCACCAAGAAGGACAAGAAGCAGAUGACCGAGCCGGAGCUGCAGCAGCUGCGCCUCAAGAUCAACAGCCGCGAGCGCAAGCGCAUGCACGACCUCAACAUCGCCAUGGACGGCCUGCGCGAGGUCAUGCCUUACGCGCACGGCCCGUCGGUGCGCAAGCUCUCCAAGAUCGCCACCCUGCUGCUGGCGCGCAACUACAUCCUCAUGCUCACCAACUCGCUGGAAGAGAUGAAGCGACUGGUGAGCGAGAUCUACGGCGGCCACCACGCCGGCUUCCACCCCUCGGCCUGCGGGGGCCUGGCGCACUCCGCGCCGCUGCCCGCGGCCACCGCGCACCCCGCCGCCGCCGCUCACGCAGCGCACCACCCGGCCGUGCACCACCCCAUCCUGCCGCCCGCCGCCGCCGCCGCCGCCGCUGCCGCCGCCGCCGCCGCGGUGUCCAGCGCCUCCCUGCCGGGCUCCGGGCUGUCGUCCGUGGGCUCCAUCCGGCCUCCGCACGGCCUGCUCAAGUCUCCGUCGGCGGCCGCGGCCACCCCUUUGGGGGGCGGGGGCGGGGGCGGCGGCGGCGGCUUCCAGCACUGGGGCGGCAUGCCCUGCCCGUGCAACAUGUGCCAGGUGGUGCCGCCGCCGCACCACCACGUGUCGGCCAUGGGCGCGGGCAGCCUGCCGCGCCUCACCUCCGACGCCAAGUGAGCCGGCCGUGCCCGCGCGAUCUGGCGAGCGAGGGCGGCCCGGGGCCGCGAGGCAGCGAGGACUGGCGGGCGCCGGGCUCGGGAGCGCUGUCACGAGGAGAUGCGCGGGGCCGGGGGCUGGGGUGGGGACGGGGACUCCAGCGCGCGCCCGCGAACCGAAGGCGAAGUCGUGGGCGCGCACAGAGCCGCCGGGAGUGAGGGGCGCAUCCUCUCUGGGACCCUGUCGAGGCCUCUGGCUUUAAACCGCGCUGGGCAGUGUGGUGGACACUUUAUAAAAAGGCACCACCGUAUCAUCCUUCUCUGGAACCCCUCUUCUUCCCCCGGAAAAGCGUUUGAAGAUUGCGGUUUCCCUGCGAACGUGGCUUGACUCCCGGACUGGGACGGGUGGAGGGGGGGGACGCCUUAGGGCUUCUUCUCCGUCCUCCCUCCUAGGCGGGUAGGAGUCUCCGGCCCUGCGGAAGCGACCUCUGGCCUUAGAGGGUCGUCGCCGGCCCAGGUCCAGGCCCAGGGGCGAUGGGUUCUUUGGAAGCUGGCGUUGGCACCUAAAGCACUUACGGUCGCAUCGGAUUCCCGGGUUUCGGAAUCUGGCUACACCCGCACCUCCUCUGAACCUCGCCCGCCCCUCCCAGCCUCUCCUGUCGAUUUGGGGAUUGGUUGUUUUCCAAUAAAUCUGUGAGUGUUUCUUUUUCAGCAGUAUGAGCAAGCUUUGUGGACGCUCAGAAUAGAACCACUUGUGGAACGGAAUAACCCAAAACUGCCGAUAUUGGGGGGAAGCGGGUGUUUUUAGAUAUUAUUUUAAAAUAGAAACUACCUUUCUCCUUCCUUCCGUCUGGAGCGCGAGUGAUUUUGUUUCUUACUCGUUUGGAGACAGUCAUUUCGUUACCCGAGGGCUUGACAGAACAACAAGGAAGUGGCUGUGAAUAUAGUUUGAGGUUCUGCUGGCUUUUUAAUAAUCCUUUCUUGGAUGUGUAACUAUCACAUCAAGGAUGCGGUAAGUGCGACGCUAGCUCUCUGCUCACGUGAUGACUCCCUCUCCCCCCCACCCAUCAUCCGGUUUCUUUUUGCCACGUUUAACACAAAUGGCAAACUUCCACGUGUUUCCUGCGUCUUCACAAGCCAUCGGGCGCUUCCUGCGCUGCAGUCGGGCUUCGUAGCGUCUGCUGCGUAACAUCCCUCCCCUGAUUCCGCUGUCCCUCGCAGAGAGUGUAUCAUCUGUUUUAUUUUUGUAAAAAAAGAAAAGUGCUAAAUAAUAUUUAUUACUUGUUUGGUUUCAAAAAAUGAAAUAAAUGAUCAA
This is a messenger RNA of Heterocephalus glaber (naked mole-rat), 2658 nucleotides long. RefSeq names its product oligodendrocyte transcription factor 2 (gene Olig2). Gene Ontology annotation, biological process: myelination; oligodendrocyte cell fate specification; oligodendrocyte differentiation. Lineage: Eukaryota; Metazoa; Chordata; Mammalia; Rodentia; Bathyergidae. Gene Ontology annotation, cellular component: nucleus. The record is from RefSeq and is a predicted model, not a curated record. Gene Ontology annotation, molecular function: protein dimerization activity; DNA-binding transcription factor activity, RNA polymerase II-specific; E-box binding.